This is a messenger RNA of Pongo pygmaeus (Bornean orangutan), 556 nucleotides long. RefSeq names its product dynein light chain roadblock-type 2 (gene DYNLRB2). The transcript is spliced from 4 exons. The record is from RefSeq and is a predicted model, not a curated record. Gene Ontology annotation, cellular component: cytoplasmic dynein complex. Lineage: Eukaryota; Metazoa; Chordata; Mammalia; Primates; Hominidae. Gene Ontology annotation, biological process: microtubule-based movement. The coding region runs from base 93 to 470 and encodes 125 amino acids.
GCAUUUUGUCCGUCUCCCUGGCACCUGGUGGGUGGUGAAUCAGCCGUUUUUGAACGAAUGAGUGGUUAUUAUAUUAAUUCGUGCCUCAAUGAAUGAAUGAAUGGACGAACACAGGCCGGGAGCCUGACCCACUUCCCUCUUCCCUCGCGGGACCCACCGCCCCAGGAUUGGGCGAACCUCAGGCAGAGGUGGAGGAAACCUUAAAGAGGAUCCAGAGUCAUAAAGGGGUUAUUGGAACUAUGGUUGUAAAUGCAGAAGGUAUUCCCAUCCGAACAACCUUGGACAACUCAACAACUGUUCAGUAUGCAGGCCUUCUUCAUCACCUGACAAUGAAAGCCAAAAGCACAGUUCGCGAUAUUGAUCCUCAGAACGACCUGACUUUUCUUAGGAUCAGAUCAAAGAAACACGAAAUCAUGGUAGCUCCAGAUAAGGAAUAUCUUCUGAUCGUCAUUCAGAAUCCAUGUGAAUAGACCUGCGAUGGCCAAGGCUGUCUAAGCGACACUGGGUUGGAAACACUUGGCUCUCUCAUGAGUAUUAAAAUUCUAUUUCAAUCUAA